Messenger RNA from Hemicordylus capensis (graceful crag lizard), 3601 nucleotides. It is a transcript of the gene ZW10, whose product is annotated as zw10 kinetochore protein. NCBI's taxonomy places the organism in Eukaryota, Metazoa, Chordata, Lepidosauria, Squamata, Cordylidae. The record is from RefSeq and is a predicted model, not a curated record. Bases 7 to 2517 code for a protein of 836 amino acids. The transcript is spliced from 16 exons. Gene Ontology annotation, cellular component: nucleus; RZZ complex; chromosome, centromeric region. Gene Ontology annotation, biological process: endoplasmic reticulum to Golgi vesicle-mediated transport; mitotic cell cycle; mitotic spindle assembly checkpoint signaling.
GAGGAAAUGACUAGCAUGCCCGGGCUUUGCUUGCCUCUGCGUGCCGCUCUAGCCCUCUCCCUCUCGCUGGUCUGCCGCGGUGCACGCUGGGGGCGGGCUGACGCGGCUGGACCUUCCCGUGGUGCCUUGCGCGGCGGAACGGAGGACGAGGAGCCGCCGCGCUGCUCGAGGUCGCUCAUGGCGGAGGCGCCGGGCUCGUCGCUGGUGGCGGCCGUGCUGGCCUGCGCGGCCCCCAUUGAGAAGGAGCGGCUCCGCGGCCGCGUCUCUGGCCUCUCCUGCCGGGUGGAGGAGCUCAAGGGUGAGGUCUGCAGCAUGAUCAACCAGAGAUAUGUGGAGUUUCUGCCCAGCAUGCAGAGUGCCGAGGAACUGGAGUCCCAAGUGGAAGAGCUGUCAGGCAAAAUGGACCAGCUGAAGACCAGGAUUGAGAAUGAGGUCCAACAAGAUCUUAAUGUGGCCAUUGCAGAGUUUUCAGAGUUGAAGCAGCAACUGGAGAGAGAUACUCUGAUCCUGAGUGUGUUGAAGCAGCUCAUGGAGUUUGAUACUUCUCUUAAACAGUUCAACGCCUUGUUGCCACAGAAGAAAUAUGUGCCUGCAGCUUGUCAUUUGAACAAGGCCCGUAGGAGUCUGAAACUGAUGCAGUCCCGCCAGGGCUUUGAGCUGAAGAUCCUGAAAGCCCUGGGCAGGGAGAUGGUCAUCCAAACCGCAAACAUGAUCUAUCUCUUGGGUCAAGAGUGGCAGCAAAUGGCUGUCUGGAAGCUUCCUCUGUCAAAAGAGAUUGGCAGCCUGGAGUCAGCCAUGCAGACAGAGUUGCGUUUGUGCACAGCACUGCCCGAGGAGGACGUGGCCACUGGCCCAACAGUGGCAUCUGUGCUGCAAGCAUUGGCUAUCUUGGGUGAGCUGCGCACAAAGUUCAAACAUUUUGGACAGUUACUGCUGAAGAACAUCCUCAAGCCACUGAUCUCUCACCCGUCGCUGCAGCCCGUGCUGGAGGAACGGGCAGAUGCUGCCAUCACGCUGCGCUUUGAGUCUGUGGGCUGUGAUUCGGGCCAGCCUUCUCCUGUGGAGGUCUUUGCGAAGAUGAAGUUGGUGCUUGAAGUUCUGCACAAACAUCUGUUGGACGUGCCACUUGAUCAGUGUGCUGAAGAGGAGAAUUCCAGACCCAUCUUGGCAGAGGAGCUGGGCAACGUGAUCUGGAAGGAGAUAUCGGACAGCCUCAUUCAGGACUGCUUGGUGCAUUCGAUCCCGAACAGCAGCAGCAAACUGGGACAGUAUAUUGAGGUAAUUAAAGCUACCGAGGAGUUUGAAAAAGCCUUGAAGGACAUGCAGUUUCUAAAGGAGGAUUCCACCGACUUGUUGACAUAUGCCCAGAAUGUCAACUGCCAUUUUGCAAAUAAGAAAUGCCAGGACGUGAUCGUGGCAGCGAGGCAUCUGAUGACGUCUGAAAUACACAACACUGUGAAGGUCACCCCAGACUCUUCAGUAAUUCUACCCAAGCUGCCUGUCCCUGGAGCAGGCGACCAGACCCAGGUCCUCCCAGCCUCCAGGGCUGCUCCCGACCAGGUGGCACAUGUGGAGAACGAGACCAGGCUCAGCCGGCACACCUUUUCAUUCCCUGCUUGCCGCAUCAGUGAAUCGGUACAAAAGUUAAUGGCGCUGGCUUAUCAGACGCUUCAGGAGGCCCUGGUCAGCACGGAUCAGUGCUACUUGGAGCUCUUCUAUUCUGUGCGGAACAUCUUCCAUCUUUUCUGUGAUGUGGUACCGAUGUAUCACAAGGAGAACCUUCAGAAGCUCCCCCAGCUGACCGCCAUCCACCACAACAACUGCAUGUACAUUGCACACCACCUCCUGACCCUGGGCCACCAGUUCCGGGGCCGCUUGAGUGACGGGAUGGUCACCUUUGUCGACCUGGUGCCUGGCUUCCGGAGACUUGGAACGCAGUGUUUCAUGGCCCAGAUGCGAGUCCAGAAGGGAGAGCUCCUGGAAAGACUCACCAGUGCAAGGAAUUUCUCCAACGUGGAUGAUGAAGACAACUAUUCGGCAGCAAACAAAGCCGUGCGGCAGGUCCUGCAUCAGCUGAAGAGGCUGGGCAAAGUCUGGCAAGACGUCCUCCCGGUGCACGUCUACUGCAAGGCCAUGGGGGUGCUGCUUAACACGGCCCUUGUCGAGAUCAUUAACAGAAUCACUGCCUUAGAGGAUAUCUCUGCUGAGAAUGCAGACAGGCUGCACGUGCUCUGCCAAACCAUGGUUGACGAGGGGCCCCUGGUGUUCACCCCCCUGCCGGAAGAGAAGCAGAACAAGCGCUUCCAGGAGGAGGUCCCGGUCUACGUGCCGAAAUGGGCGACGUUCAAAGAGCUCAUGCUGGUCCUUCAGGCUAGCCUGCAAGACAUCCUGGACCGGUGGGCAGACAGUAAAGGGCCCCUUGCGGCUGAAUUCUCCCCCAGCGAGGUGAGGAACCUCAUCCGAGCCCUGUUCCAGAACACAGAGCGGAGGGCUGCUGCGCUGGCAAAGAUCAAGUAGCUUUAGCAUCCGAUGUGCACCCAGAAAUGUCUUCCUGAGGGUGCUGUGGCCUCCCUCAUCCAACCCGCCCUUGUUCUCAUGAGCAGUCCUUCCGGGCUCUGUGUGCGCAGGUGCCUCCUGGAGGCCAGGCCCAAAGGAUCUGGAGAGCACCCACCGGCGUGCAUUUGCCAAAGCAGGACAGCCGCUGUGUCCCCUCUGGCCUCUGCUGCGUGGUCCCACCACACCUGUGACCUGAGCAUUUCUGACGGGUCAGAUCUUCACUCCAGGCGCCCAUGUGCCUGUCUUGCCAGUGCUUCGCUUUCCCAGUCUUCGGGUCUGCUGGAAGGAUUGGCAAGUGAGCCAAGGCACUACCUCUGCCCGGAGUGGGGUGGGGGGAGAGGAAGGGGGCGCACUCAGCAGGUGGGGUAGUUUGAGAUUCCUUGGCCAGCAGCAUCUAUGCAGCUUCUUUUGAGGGGAGGCACCCUUUUCCUGUAUCUUACCUCAUCUCUUCCUUGCAAACAGCUUCUGAAGCACGCAAGACGUGUGUGUGUGGGGGGGGGGAGAAUCUGAAUGGCCUUUUUAAGGCUCUUGAAGUGCCAAAAUCUUGUAGUUUAACAGCUGCUGCCUUUAGCGCAUUCCAAGCAGCAGGCCGAGGGUGAGGGUGGGCGAGGGCCGCUCCGUCUUUCAACACUCUUCUUAAAUUGAGCAUUCUCUUCUUGAGUUGGUCUCGGUGUCCUUAAGCCAGGCUGCUUGCUCCUGUGUGCCCUCCCCCUUCUGACGGGGCAGGCAUCACUCCUGCAGCACCCUCUCCCUCCCUCCAUGAAUGCAGCUAGUUGUCUCCUGUUGGUUAACAUGCAAGUGCUUGGACAUCUGAGGGGGAUGGAUGGCAGUCUGUACACCCCCACCACCCCCUCCUCUCUUUUCAUGGGCAUAUUUAUUCUUUAGCAUUAAAAAACAAUUUCUUUGUCCUCAGAGGUUAAAAAUCAGCCACUGCCCUGUUAUUAGAUUGAAAGGGUGGAACACCCCCCCCCCCAUCAUCCAAAAAAAGGGGGAGAUGUGACUGAAUAAAUGUGUCCUUUUGCAAUAAAGUAAUUUUGUUAGAGUA